AUGCCUCUCGCUCACUGGUACCUGCGCUCGAAGGCAGCGUGGAUCGCUCGUUCAUCUCACUGCGUGUCUGUGACAAAGUCCGGCGUCGUGGCUGUCUAUGGGGGUGAACUGAAGCCCCGUACUCCCAUCGAUGACACACUGAAGGGCUCCAUGCAUAUAUUUGACCUGCGCCAGGAAAACGCAGCGGACAAGUCGAGCGGAUGGAAGACGCUUAGUCCAAUAAGAACUGCUCAGCAACUGAGUGAGGUCCCAGAACCCAGAGUAGGCGCGACAAUGGUAGUUGAUGGUGGCAGUCUAUAUAUGUGGGGUGGACGGGGAGGUGUUGACAUGGCACCACUUGGUCCUGAAGAGAUUGGAAUGUGGAAAGCGGUAUUUGAUGAAGGAGACCCUAGUGGCAUAACAUGGAAGAGAAUAAAGGCCGUGAAUCCAGAAGAAGGUCCAGAACCACGAAGUUAUCAUGCGAGUAUUGCGCAAGGGGGGAGAAUUUACGUCCAUGCAGGGUGCCCUACUUCGGGAAGACUGGGUACUUUACAUGCGUUUAACAUAGACCAGUGUAGAUGGCAGAGUCUUGCUACUGCUCCAGACCCAGCUCGAGGAGGUACCUCCCUUGUCGCUGCUUCCCUCGAAGCUUCUGCUCCUAUUCUGCUUAGAUUCGGAGGUUUCAGCGGCUAUGAACUACCCUCAACACCAGGCGUUCUCGAUAUUUACUUCGUAAAUGAGGAUAAAUGGACUGUCGUUCAACCAGAAGCAGAUGUGGUCCACGGCUCUCCGGCAUCUCGUUCUGUUCAUGGUUUCAGCCGCUUCCGCUCGAGGUCCCCCGCGCUCUCGAAUGCAGUAGCUCUGCUCUUCCACGGAGAACGAGAUGCCAGCAGCUUGGGACACGCGGGAGCGGGAACGUUCUGGGAUGAUAUAUGGUUGCUUACUAAGGACAAGGCGGUAGACAGCACACGAGGUUGGGCUUGGAAAAAGGUAGAUGUCGCAGAGAGGAGCGGUGAAGGAAACCUACCGGAAAGUAGAGGAUGGAUUGCAAGUGACGAAUGGGCAGAAAAUGGCGAAUCUCGUAUCGUUAUGCAGGGCGGACUGUUGUCAUCCAACGAAAGGAGUGAUGAACUAUGGGAAUUGCGGAUCGAGUAA
Molecule: messenger RNA, 1134 nt
Organism: Fibroporia radiculosa
Lineage: Eukaryota; Fungi; Basidiomycota; Agaricomycetes; Polyporales; Fibroporiaceae
Exons: 3
Coding region: 1-1134 (377 amino acids)
Molecular function (GO): protein binding
Source: RefSeq, a predicted model, not a curated record